GUCAGGGCGUGGAUCCUACCCAGUUCUUAAGGUCUAGGGUUUCCCACCUGUGGUGCGCUCCCCCUCAAGCCGCCGCAGAGAGUAGCGGAGAGAAUCAAGAAAACAUGGCUGAUCGUUUCAGACCUGGUCACGGUGGUGGUGGGAGAGAUGGAGGAGGCGGGAGCAACUGGAGGCUGACGCAUGGAUUUGGGAGAGAUCCAGCGUACGAUCAUGGCUCCAGGCGCGUCCGAGACCUCCUUUCAGAAAUUUCCCAGGUAACCAGCACAACCAAUCUUAUGGAAGAAGGGAGGGGUUUGGAGACUGGAAUCAGAAUAGCGGGAAUUGGGAUGCGCGUCCUCCUCCCCGCAGGCCUUUUUUUCAGAGUAAUUUGCCCACAGCGGCCAGUACUUAUCAGCAGAAGGUGAACACAGUUGUCAGUGGAGGAGGAGGAGGCAGCGACGCUCAAGUUUCCAAAGCAAAUUCAACUGGUGCUGUGUUGACAGGGAAUCAAGGACCUGUGGUCGUUUCUGAGAGUAAAACACCAACCAAUGACAAGAUCGUGUGUCACAAAUGUGGAAAGAAAGGGCAUAACUCCAGGGGCUGCGAAGCAAAAGUUAAGUGCGUGAUUUGUUCCAAAGAUACUCACAUCUUUGACUUUUGUGCCUGGCUUCAUCAGAAAAAACCAGUUGCCACGUUGGUUGGAUUUGGAGGGGAAGGGCUCGGCAUCUUUGUGGCUGAGCACGCCAAAGAGAUGAUGGGUGCUGGUAAGAAUGACGCAGUGGCCCUGGUGAGAUUAAGAGAGAGUUGUGAUCUGGAAAUUGAAGCUGAAACCUUGAUCAAAUGUCUGGCGAAAACAUAUCCGUGGAGAUGGGACUGGAAAGCUAAGAAGGUUUCUGAUGGGGUGUUCUUGGUAAAUUUUCCCUCAACUGCAAGAAUCAACGAAGCUGCUGUGUAUGACUGGGUACCUCUGAAGGGUGGAAACAUUACAGUGAACGUCAGGGUUUGGAAUGAUGACGCAAUGGCAGUGGGCAAACUAUCAGUGGUCUGGAUUAGAGCAAAAGGAGUUCCAAAAAGCAUGAAGAAUUACCAUGGUCUGUGUGAGGUUGGAUCAACUAUUGGUUACCUCCAAGCUGUCGACAUGGAGCUGAUGAGCAAAACUGGUCUUGUCCGACUCAAAGUUGCUGUGGUAGAUCACACCAAAAUCCCCAGAUGGACCAAACUGACAACUCCAGACCUCAUGGUAUUCAGAAUUUUCUUUGAGGUUGAAGAAGUGGUGGAAAAUGGCUGGGCUAAAGAUGAAGAUGAACUAUCACAAGGAUAUGAGGAGUGGAUGGAUUUUCAGCAAGAAGAGGAGGAAAGCAGAGAGGCUAAAAAAGCAAAGACCAAUGAAGAAGGAGUGGCCAAGAACCAGUUGUGUGCAAGCACAAGGACCAGGAUAGCUGCGGAAGAGAGAGAUACUGCUCUGAAAGAACAGGAAGCUGCUAAUAUAUUGAUGUAUAGCAAAAAUGUUAACAAAGACAAGUCGGGUAAUAUGGAAGAGGAAGUGGGAUCAGCGUCUGUUAAUGGGGAAGGGGAAAAACUGAGGGGGAAAAGUUGCUAAAUGAUGGAUCCGGUGAGGCUAUGGAAGAGGAAUAUGAAGCAUCUCAGUCCAUUAGUCUUGGCACUAAACUUGGGAUAGCAAAUCCAGAGGGGAGGAAUAAAGAAAAUGAAAAAGUUAACAAUCUUUGACAGAGCCAUGACUUUAGCCAGAGCCAAAAACAUGGUUCUAUCUGAAGGUGAAGGCGGACGCAAAAAUGGAGCUGCAACGGGGCGCAAAGCUGCUGGAUCGAGUCGCCAGUGAUGUUUUAGUCAAGACAAGGAUG
Molecule: messenger RNA, 1841 nt
Organism: Aegilops tauschii subsp. strangulata
Lineage: Eukaryota; Viridiplantae; Streptophyta; Magnoliopsida; Poales; Poaceae
Source: RefSeq, a predicted model, not a curated record